AUGUCCGGUGUUGUUACCGUUCCAUCCGUAAGCACUGGCCAGGCUUUUGCACUUGAGUUCCUCAUGACUUUCAAUCUCAUGUUUGUCAUCACCGCCGUUGCCACCGACACUCGUGCUGUAAUGGCAAUUGGAGCUACGGUUAUGCUAGGCAUUCUUGUUGCAGAUCAAUCAAUUGAAAUUGAGAAAAGUGCAGAUUAG
Dovyalis caffra is the source of this 198-nucleotide messenger RNA. The record is from the annotation of a GenBank genome assembly. Lineage: Eukaryota; Viridiplantae; Streptophyta; Magnoliopsida; Malpighiales; Salicaceae.